GUAACAACUUGUAUCCCGGUUGUUAGAAAAUAUUAUGCACCCACUGCCGUGGCACCAUCGUUAUAAUACAAAUGUUUGCGAGUUGAUUCCUAUUCAAUAAAUGUUAAUUGGAGACAAAUAGAGUAAAGAAGUUUAUUAUUUACUUGGAUUUCAUCGAUAUGUGCGAUAUUGGUGAUUCCUAGCUGCCUACUGCGUCACAGGAGAUGCAAUACUUCCAAUAUAGUCUGGAGUAAACCUACGCAAUGAACAUUGAGUGUUCAUCGUGACAAUUUUGAAACGAUGACCGGAUCUGCGUAACUAAAUUUGAAGACUGGUUUCUCCAACUUGCUUUGCCCUUGAUAAUGUGUGCUUUCUAAGGAAUUUAUUGAUAUUGUAAUGUUCAGCAUGACGGUUGCCAACUACCUAGUCGUUUUUGGUCUAAUGAUCUUGAUGCAAGGAGAUGUCUCCCAAUCCGUAGAAUGUUACGAGUGCUCACAUGUCAACGGUACAGGGUCGCCGGACUGCGUCGAGCCCUUCCCAAACCCCGUGCCUCUCACCAACAUCACCAUCAUAGAGUGUGAAAGAUAUUGCAUUAAAUCCGUCACCAUGGAGACGACAACAGAUGAGAUGGGAGGGGCUGUGAGCGAGUUUUACGCCACCUCGCGGACCUGCGGUGCUCAGUGUAUCGAGGCCUGCUACACGGCCGGUCCAGGCUGGGCAAUGGAGACUUGUUCGUACUGCUGCGAGGGAGAGCUAUGCAAUUCAGGGAAUCCUGUAACAAAUCGACUGGCGUUCCUGAUGACGAUUUUGCUCAUGGCAUGGGUAAUUCUCAUAUAACUUAUCGAAGCGGGAAUUCGAAUGAUGCCAUUUCUCGUUCAUUAUGGAGACAACAAAAAUCGUAAUUGCUAGUGCAUUUUAUAAAUCCACGUUAUUUUGUAAAUAUCUUAAUUUGUUACCAUUCCGUUUACAUGUCAACAUGGUUCAUAGUUGUAUUUGAUACUUGGAAAUGAAAAUAAAUGAAAUAAGAAAAAAUGAAAAA
Molecule: messenger RNA, 1018 nt
Organism: Strongylocentrotus purpuratus (purple sea urchin)
Lineage: Eukaryota; Metazoa; Echinodermata; Echinoidea; Camarodonta; Strongylocentrotidae
Product: U-scoloptoxin(05)-Cw1a-like
Exons: 3
Coding region: 376-816 (146 amino acids)
Source: RefSeq, a predicted model, not a curated record